Messenger RNA from Morus notabilis, 939 nucleotides. RefSeq names its product ethylene-responsive transcription factor 12. Gene Ontology annotation, biological process: regulation of DNA-templated transcription. NCBI's taxonomy places the organism in Eukaryota, Viridiplantae, Streptophyta, Magnoliopsida, Rosales, Moraceae. Gene Ontology annotation, molecular function: DNA-binding transcription factor activity; DNA binding. The record is from RefSeq and is a predicted model, not a curated record.
UGAGUGGGUCCCUACACUUUUUUUUCUUAAUACCCACACUCAACCCAAACAUAUCCUAACUUUCCAAAGAGAAGAAUACUCAUUACUUGCUGAACUUGCUCUCUUCUCUUUCUAGUGUUUUCAUGGCGUCUUCGUCGUCGGGAUCGUCUCGCGAGGGCCACUACAGGGGAGUAAGAAAGAGGCCGUGGGGCAGGUACGCGGCGGAGAUAAGAGACCCAUGGAAGAAGACGAGGGUUUGGCUCGGCACCUUCGACACGCCGGAGGAGGCCGCACUCGCCUACGAUGGCGCCGCCAGGUCCCUCCGCGGCGCCAAGGCCAAGACCAACUUCCCUGCUCCGGUCACCGCCGGCCUCUCGCUCGACCUCAACCUGCCUUCUUCCGCCGCUCACUGGACUUCCCCCGCCAGCCGCCUCGUUCUCGGCGAGUUUCUCCACACCGGCGUCUUGAAGAACGUCUCUUGCUGCGCCGGCGCCGCCGAGCCGAUUCCGGUCAAGCGCGAAGCUCCGGCAUUAUCUGCCUCUCUCGGCGUUGGCGGCGCGGCUAAUGGAUAUUCGGCUCCCGACGUUCCCGGUGCGACGUCGUUUGGGACUGGUGCGUCGCGGCUGCUGGGACGGGUGCGUCUGGGCUGCCCCAUUGAUCUCAACGAGCCUCCGCCGUUAUGGCUGUGAAUGAGAGAGAUCGAGAAAAAUGGUGGUUUCAUCGUGAGGGCAGUUUACGGCGUCGUUUCUUCUCUGCUAAUUAUCUCACGCUCUUUUUUUAUUUUUCAUUUUUCAUUUUUCUCGAUCCACCUUUUUUUUUCUUCUAGUACUUCCCUCGUACUUAGGUAGUUUUUGUGAUGUUCCGAGGAAUUUGAAGAAGCCGAUAUUUAUGGUGUAUAUCUUCCUAAUUUUUAAAAGUGGAGAGGCUUGUGUAAAUAUAAUGGUUUUUUUUUUAAAUUUU